AUGGCAGCAACAAAAGCUGAGGAGCCUUCGACGGAAGGGUUCGGGAGCGAUGGUGACGAUGCCAUGGAAAAAUACCGCCUCACCACGGAGCAUUCCUACACAAAGCCUGAGAAGCGCCAACACUCCGAGGACGCGGCCUUUCAAAAAUGGGUUGCAAGUUUUGCGAAGGAGCGUUUGCCAUUGGGAGAUGACCCGAAAGAUACUCUUGGAGAGACAACUCCUCUGAUUCCUCGCCCAGAUAUGGAAUCGGAUAAAAUCAUUACCACGCCUCGUCAAUAUCAGAUAGAUCUGUUUGAGCGAGCAAAGAAGGAGAAUACGAUUGUCGUUCUGGACACGGGCUCCGGAAAGACUCUUAUCGCGGCGCUGCUUCUUCGACACACACUCAGUGCUGAAUUGGAGCACAGAGAGCAAGGAAAUCCUCCCAAAACGGCAUUCUUUCUCGUUGACAAAGUGGUGCUCUGCAUGCAACAGUACAACGUCCUCCGCCAGAAUCUUGAAUACCCUGUGGGUAAACUCCACGGUAGCAAUGCGGCCACAGGCCUGAAAAGGGAGGACUGGGACGCGAUCAUGAGCGAGAACAUGGUCAUUGUUUGUACCGCUCAGAUCCUGCUGGAUGGCCUGACCUGUGGUUUCGUGACAAUGAGUCGCAUCAACUUGCUCGUCUUUGACGAAGCACAUCACACCAAAAAAAGUCACCCUUACGCCAAAAUCGUAAGAGACUACUACAUCAGGACGAAAACUGACCGUCCGCGAAUCCUAGGCAUGACUGCAUCUCCCGUCGACUCAAAGACAAACGAUUUGCAGGCCGCUGCCCUCGAGCUAGAAACCACCCUCCAUAGCAGAAUUGCUACCGUUCCCGACGAGGAACUGAUGCGAGAAAUGGGGAAGAGACAACAACUUGAACGCGUUGUAUACUAUGGCCGGCUCCUGAAACCAGAAGAUGCCCGCACUCAGCUUUGGCACACUCUUUGCGCCGUUUUCGCAGGCCGACCGGAAUUCAUGGUUCAUCUGGAGGCCGCACAAGACAUAGCAAGCAGCAUAGGCCCUGGUUGUGCGGACGAGUAUUGGACCACGAAUUUUAUGCGCAGUAAUUCUGGUGCAAUGCAAGUAGCCAUGAAUGAUGCAAUCCACUGGGAGCAGGAUAUUGAUGCCGAACUUUACCUUGCCAAGAUGACCGACAGCGACGUUGAUUCAAACCUCUUCUGUGAGCAGGACCAUAUCUAUGCAGCAAUCAGGCAGGCCAGGAAAUCGAUUCGUGAAUACAUGGAGAUCCAACCCCCAUUAGCAGUCUCGACCGAUCGGUUUUCGACCAAGUUCCUUGCUCUUCGAGACAUCCUUUCGGACGCCUUCUCAACCAACAGCUCCCGGCGAAGCAUUGUAUUCGUUCAGAAGCGCUACACUGCGUUAGUUCUUUCUACCGCUUUUCAACAGGCUCCGAUCCUGGUCCCAAACAUGUUUCCCGGAUAUGUGGUUGGGUCUCAGACCAUGUCAUCCAGCAUUGCAAACAUGUCUAUCAAAGAACAAUUCAACACGAUGCAUCGCUUUCGAAGGGGUGAAAUCAACUGCUUGUUUGCAACGCAGGUAGCUGAAGAAGGAAUCGACAUUCCGGAUUGUGACUUGAUUGUGAGGUUCGACUUGUACGAUUCGCCGAUACAAUACAUUCAAUCUAAAGGCAGAGCCAGGCGAGCCAACUCUACCUACAUCUCCAUGCUCGAGGAGAACAACAUGCAGCAUUUUAGGAGGUUAAAGGAAGCGACGCUAAAUGCAAGCGCUUUGCGGCGUUUCGUUUCCGUCCUUUCUCAGGACAGGAAGGUAACAGACCAGGACCUUGAUACCGACCAGCGGGCGCAAGACAUGGAACUUGAAAGUAAAUCUCAGCGCAUAUUCAAGAUUCCAGAAACUGAAGCGCAGAUGACGUAUUACUCUAGCCAGCAGGUGUUGGCUAAAUUCGUUUCGUCGCUCCCAGACGGAGACGGGCUGCACCCAGAAUAUAUCGUGACUCCGACAUACAAGGGUAGCAACUACAUUGCGACUUUGAUCUUGCCCGACUCCAGCCCGGUAAAGACCCUUCGCGGGACCCCCCAACGAAGCAAGACAUUGGCUAGAGCAUCAGCGGCGUUUGAAGCCUGUAUUGACAUGUUCUACCGGGGCUACAUUGAUGGCCACCUCCAGUCAACUUUGAAGAAGAGGCUGCCAGCCAUGCGAAACGCUCGACUAGGCCUCAGUUCCAGCAAACGUUCGGAAUAUACUAUGCGCUUGAAGCCCGAUGUCUGGUCUCAAACCGGAGCUCCAGCGGAGCUUUAUGUCGCCGUCUUCACGAUGGAUGGUUCCGCCCUCCCGGGGAAGACGGGCCGCUCACUCUUGGUACUGACUCGGUCGAAGCUGCCCGCCCUGGCACCAAUCACGCUUCAUGUUGGAACGACUGAGAGGAGGACGGUAAAGCCAGUGCAGUAUGACCAAAGCACAGCAGUGGAGGCUUCUGAAGUUGCCCUUAUUGCUGGCUUUACAUUCACGAUAUUCAAAGAUGUCUUCAGCAAGGAAUUCGACUGCAAAGGAGAAAACCUGCCUUACUACUUCGCCCCGUGCAGCAACCGCGACGCCUCGGAUGUCAAGGUCGAUACCCGCAGGUUAAUUGAUUGGGCUUUACUGGAGUCUAUGGCCCAGGUCAAUGAAACAAUGCCAACGCCAGGAUGGCAGAUAACUGAUGAACUAGCCCACAAAUUUGUUUACGAUCCAUUAGACGGCUCUCGCAAGUUCAUCACAGGCGCAGUGAACGAGCAUCUUCGACCCAGUGACCGCGUCCCUGCUGGGGCCCCCCCGCCAAAGAGCCGUGGUUUCUUCCGAGUAGCAGGCACAAUUGCAGAUUACAGCAACAGCUUGAGCUUCAACGCCAGACGCAGAGUCACAUGGGAUCCGGAACAACCCGUCUACCAUGCUGAACUACUACCGAUCAGACGAAACCUGCUUUGCCAGCCCGAAGACGACGAGACGGCUGGCUGCAAGAGCUGCAGCAUCAUUCUGGAGCCCAUGGUAGUCUCGGCGCUCCCGAUUGACGUUGUCGCCACGGCCAUGGCACUUCCCGUCAUCAUGUACAAAGUGGAGUCGGUGGCAAUAUCCAUGGAUGCCUGUCGUCUGCUAGAUCUGGAGAUGCAACCCAGCCUAGCUCUGGAGGCACUGACCAAGGACAGCCUCAAUACAGAGCAGCACGGAGAGGAGCAAAUCAAUUUCCAGCGAGGCAUGGGCGACAACUACGAGAGAUUGGAGUUUCUCGGCGACACGUUUCUCAAGAUGGCGACGACAAUCUCGCUAUUCACACUGAUGCCCAACGAUGGCGAGUUUGAAUGCCACGUCGAGAGAAUGCUGAUGGUGUGCAACAAGAAUCUGUUCAACCAUGCCGUAGAUAGGAAGCUGCAGGAGUACAUACGAUCCAAAGGCUUCAAUCGCCGCACUUGGUACCCGGAUCUGCCGCUGAAGAAGGGCAAAGCGCUCAAGUCCAAAGCGACCCACAGCCUUGCCGACAAGAGCAUUGCCGACGUCUGCGAGGCUCUUAUUGGCGCCGCGUACAUGUGUGAUUCAGACGGGUCAAUGGAUCUCGCCGUCAGGGCGGUCACCAAGAUGGUGCGCAGUAAAAACCACGACAUGAGCAGAUUCAGCGACUACUACGACAGAUACGCGGUUCCGCAGUGGCAGACGGCUCCGACAACUGCUGCCGAACGAUUCGCGGCGGGCAAGGUUCACAAGUCGACAGGGUACAUGUUCAACUCCCCAAGGCUUCUUCGCAGCGCGUUCAAGCACCCGUCGUACACGUACGAGCCGCAGCUACCCCAUUACCAGAGGCUAGAGUUUCUGGGCGACGCCUUGCUAGAUCUCGUGGCGGUAGACUACCUCUUCAAGCAGUUCCCCGGGGCUGAUCCGCAGUGGCUGACGGAACACAAGAUGUGCAUGGUUUCGAACAACUUCUUCGGCUGCUUAUGCGUCGAGCUGGGGCUGCAUAAACACGUCCUGACCACUGCGGCGGCCAUGGCAGGCCAGAUGGCCAGGUUUGUGGAGGAACUGAGGCGGGCCGAGGAAGCGUCGGCAGAAGAUGGCGAUGGGCGACGGCCGCGGGCAGACUGGUGGUGGGUCAACGUCGCGCAGCCGCCAAAGUUCCUGUCGGACGUGCUGGAAGCUUUCGUGGGAGCCAUGUUUGUCGACUCGAAAUACAACUACAAGGUCGUGCGCGGCUUCUUCAACGACUUUAUAGCGCCGCACUUUACAAGCAUGACGAUGCAUGACUCGUUUGUGGCAGGACACCCGGUCACGCUGCUGACCAAGCGCAUGCAAGACGUCUUUGGGUGCCGGUCCUGGAGGUUAUGCGUCAAGAACGUUCCGUGCGGUUCCGAGACGGGAGCCAGAGCGCUUACUGACGACGCCGUCAUGUGCGCGCUGAUGGUACAUGGGAAGCCUGUCGCUCACUGUGUCGGAGGGAACGGAAGGGACGCCAAGGCUGAUGUUGCGACACGAGGGCUGGAACUGCUGGCGAUGGACAGAGAGGCGUUUCGGGCGCAACAGGGCUGCGAUUGCGGGGAGCAAGGGGCAGAAAAAGUGGGCGCGAGUUGA
Molecule: messenger RNA, 4599 nt
Organism: Ustilaginoidea virens
Lineage: Eukaryota; Fungi; Ascomycota; Sordariomycetes; Hypocreales; Clavicipitaceae
Exons: 4
Coding region: 1-4599 (1532 amino acids)
Biological process (GO): siRNA processing
Cellular component (GO): RISC complex; cytoplasm; nucleus
Molecular function (GO): ribonuclease III activity; ATP binding; RNA binding
Source: RefSeq, a predicted model, not a curated record